Molecule: messenger RNA, 2514 nt
Organism: Arxiozyma heterogenica
Lineage: Eukaryota; Fungi; Ascomycota; Saccharomycetes; Saccharomycetales; Saccharomycetaceae
Gene: SKT5
Product: Skt5p
Exons: 1
Coding region: 1-2514 (837 amino acids)
Molecular function (GO): protein binding
Source: RefSeq, a predicted model, not a curated record
AUGAUGUCUCCAUUAUCUGAACAAACUAAAGUUGGUAAAGGACAUCCGUACAAAGGACUUUUCCAAGGUAAGGUACAUUCCCAACCAAAUUUAUUAGUUAAUGGUAAUAGUUCACAGAUGAAUGAGGUUAAUUUAAAUACGAAUGAUUCUACAAUAGACAAUUUUACAAAUUUAGAUGAUUCUAAGGAAAGUCUAGGGUUAGGACUGUCUUUUGAAACUGUUGACACAAACAAUAUGUUAGAUAAAGUUGCUGUACAGCAAGAUAUACUUAAUAACGAUGACAUUGUUAAUAACAAUAGAAUAAAUAACUAUGUUUAUCCAAAUAAUCAAGACCUUCCUAUACCAAUUAGUAGAACAAUUGUAUCUCUAGAUAAUUCUUCAUCUAAUAAUAAUAACAAGGAAGAUAUAUCUUUAUUUAAAAUAGCACCUAACAAGAUACGGGAUCCUGCAACUUAUAAUGGUAGUGGAUUAUCUGAAAUAGGUAGUUCGUCAUCACUUCAUACAGUUAAUACACCUAAUACAGCUUCAACAACAAAUUUGAAUAACAUGCAUAAAAUUAAUAGUAAUAAUAUGUCAACUACAUCUAUUAAUUUGGCAUCAUUAAGAAAAAAAUCACAAUCAGUAGAUCUUUCUCAUUUAUAUUUAUUAAAUACUAACAGUGAAGCACAAUUGACAUCAACUAAUGAAUCUGUUGCAGAUAUGUCACAUCAAAUAAUUAAAAAGUAUCUUGGUGAAGAGAAUAAUUCAUCUUUGGUACCAAGAUUAAAAACUAUUGAAAUGUAUAAAGAAAGUGUUAAAAAAUCAAAGGAUCCUAAAAUGUUAUUUGAAUUUGCACAAUAUUUGUUACAAACUGCUUUAACCACAAAUACAGAAUCUAAUACAUCUUCCUUUUUAUCUGAAAAAACUACGGAAGAACAAGAGAUGAAGAAGAUGUUUCUUAAGGAAUCUAAGCAUUAUUUAAAAAAAUUAAGUGUUAAAGGUUACGCUGAUGCUCAAUAUUUAUUGGCAGAUUCGUAUUCAUCUGGUGUCUUUGGCAAAGUUGACAAUAAAGAAGCUUUUAUCUUAUUUCAAACAGCUGCUAAGCAUGGACAUAUUGAAAGUGCUUAUAGAACUGCACAUUGCUAUGAAGAAGGGAUUGGUACUACAAGUGAUUCAAGGAAGGCGUUAAAUUUCUUGAAAUUUGCUGCUUCAAGAAAUCAUCCAUCUGCGAUGUUUAAAUUAGGUUUAUAUUCUUUUUACGGUAAGAUGGGUCUGCCCACUGAUGUGAACACAAAACAAAAUGGUAUCAAAUGGCUAUCUAGGGCUGCUGCAAGGGCUACUGAAUUGACAGCAGCGGCUCCUUAUGAAUUAGCAAAAAUUUAUGAAGUUGGAUUUUUGGAUAUUCUUAUACCAGAUGAAAAAUACGCAAUGGAAUUAUACAUUGAAGCUGCUGCUCUGGGUCAUGUUCCCUCAUCAACAUUAUUAGGACAAAUUUAUGAAACGGGAAAUGAUACUGUUCCUCAAGAUGUUAGUCUUUCUGUUCAUUACUAUACACAAGCCGCUUUAAGAGGAGAUCCAGUAGCAAUGCUAGGCUUGUGUGCAUGGUACUUGUUAGGUGCAGAACCUGCAUUUUCUAAAGAUGAAAAUGAAGCAUUCCAAUGGGCACAUAAAGCUGCGGUUGCAGGGUAUGCUAAAGCACAAUUUACUUUGGGAUAUUUUUAUGAACAUGGGAAAGGUUGUUCUGCUGAUAAAACUGCAUCUUUGAAAUGGUAUCAACGGGCAGCAAAGAAUAAUGAUGAAAGAGCAAUCAAUAAAUUGAAGAAAACUAACAUGAAGAUUCCUAAAAAAUCGUCGAAAAACUAUAAAAUAAAAGAUAAGAACCACUCUCGUAAAACUCUAAGUAUUAGUACACUAAAUUUGUUUGGUAUAUCCGACACUGAAUUAAAUGAUAAAAGCUGCGUUCCAGUGGAUGAAAAAAAGGAAGAAAAUAAAGUGACACCUGAUCCUAAUUCUGAUAAGAAACAAUAUGAUGGAUAUGUAGAAAAUGAGCGGGUUAAGAGUAAUGAAGUUAAAAAUGUUAUAUAUGAAGAAGCAGUGUCUAAUUCUGAAUCAUCAGCAUUCAAAGUAAAUAGGGCGACCAAUUUUAAUAUUGACGACAACCAUAACAAUAAUUCAAAAACACAAACACAAUUUGAAGAGAGUCAUAUUAAUGGCACUGCUUUUACUUCUACAAAAAUGCCAAUGGGCUUUGUAGACAAUUUUAAUUUACAAAAUUCAGUUCAGUCGCAACAUACUCCAAGCGGUGGUAUUAUUCAGUCAAAUAGUGAAGUAAACCAAAUAACGCAUGUACUUUCUAAUUCUAAAUCUUCCACAAGUAACACAUUUAAAUUUUCAACAUCAGCAGAUACUCCAAAAUUACUACAUAAACAGGCAAAAUUAAAACAAAACAAGACCAUUUUCCCUAAAAAGCAAAAGUCAAAUGGCUUUGCUGAAGAAGAUAAGGAAAAACCUAAAAAAGACUGUAUAAUCAUGUAA